Molecule: messenger RNA, 1050 nt
Organism: Ixodes scapularis (black-legged tick)
Lineage: Eukaryota; Metazoa; Arthropoda; Arachnida; Ixodida; Ixodidae
Exons: 1
Coding region: 1-1050 (349 amino acids)
Molecular function (GO): RNA-DNA hybrid ribonuclease activity; nucleic acid binding
Source: RefSeq, a predicted model, not a curated record
AUGGAUGCCACGCGCCACGCCAAGCGUCCGGAGCAUUAUGCUCGUCAACACCAAGCCGAGGUCACCGCAUUAUCUCAGGACCCUGCACAGGUCAUCGUGUAUACGGAUGCUGCCCCGCACACCUCCGGUUGGUCUGCGACAGCUGCGGUGUUCCCGUCCCAUGAUCCUGCACAGUGCGAUCCUAUCGUUGUUGCAAACACCAACAUGACCCCUUUAUCGCCCGAACAAGCCGAAGCCCGCGCCGUCCUCCUCGCCCUCCAGACGUAUGAGGUCAGGAAUCCAGGGCCCGGCACGCUUACGGUGUUUACAGACUCUCAGAGCACGAUUCGCGCGCUUAAAACGCAUCUACUCACAUCAAGUCCGACAAUUGCCGCUAUUCACGACACUGCACUUCGCCUGUACCGCCAUCGAAGAGUCCGAGUCAGCAUACGCUGGGUUCCAGGACAUGCGGGAAUUGACGGCAACGAGAAGGCCCACAAGGCUGCAUUGGAGGUGCUGCAUAGAGAUUUCCCCUCCUCCCAGCGGACCUUACCGGUGCCUCCCGCGUCGCCCAACGAUGACCAGUUUCCCGAAGACGAGGCCUACGUCUACGACCCAGUCGAUGCUGUUCGCCUCGUCCGUCGGGACUGGAAACGCCGACUCGACGCCUCUUGGACCCCAGAACAGUUUCCAAUACCCGAAAACACCUUCCGUAGGCACCAGAUGGUCCUGCUUCGACGCAUUAGGACAGGUGGAGCGGUCACGCCUCAUCAUGUCUAUCGCUUCGAGCUGAACCGGCAACGUAAACUCGACCCGUACUAUGUCCCACCAGACUCUCGCUGCCAGCGAUGCAAAGACCCAGAUGCCCUCCCGAAACUUCACCAUCUCAUUUGGGAGUGCGCAGCUCUGGUUGCCCAGCGUCAAAAAGCCUGGGCUACUCUUCUUCCUGAAGACCUUCCAACGACCAUGAAAGAAUGGAAGCAUCCUGCCGGCGACUCCGAGCGCCGGACGAGGGUCCUGGCUUCCCUCCUCGACUUUGUAUGGCGGAGCGGACUUGGGCCCUCGUUAUAA